CGCCCUAGGGAUCUUGUGCUGUAUAAGGCUGCAACACGCAGGCGCGAAAGCUGAGGGGAGAGCGACGAGGAUCUAACUGGGCGCCUAACUUACUGCUUGAAAACUUGAAACUCCACAAACACAGGAUACGAGAAGGGGGGCAUACCACGAAACUUGAGAGAAGUAUCUCUCGCCGGAUCGUGUUUGAGGACAGGAAGAAGUGCCACGCAGUUUUCUACAAAAUGCCAUCGUGUCGUCUGCUCUGUCUUCUGCUUCUCCCGCUGUUAGCUGUCAGCGCGUCAGACGACCUGGAGGAAGACUAUGUGCCACAGAGCAAAUCAUCCGAGUCCCACAUUUUGUCGGAUCCUCUGUCCCUACCCCCCGAUGGCCGCCUUAUGGAUGGGCGACUAAACUUGCCCCGCGGGUGGGCCACCCUGUUCGACAGACUGUCCAGCGUGUCCUCAGACCAGGUCAGGACAUCCGGGGAUGCAAACGCUCAAACGAAACGCGUCUUCUGCAACGGCUUCACCGGAUGUGGCGGGAGGUCCCGGGGCAGGAGGUCAGGUCCUGAUGGCAAAUCAUCCGAGUCCCACAUUUUGUCGGAUCCUCUGUCCCUACCCCCCGAUGGCCGCCUUAUGGAUGGGCGGUUAAACUUGCCCCGAGCCUGGGCUACCCUGUUCGACAGACUGUCCAGCGAGUCCUCAGACCAGGUCAGAACACCAGGGAACACUGACGGUCUGACGAAACGUGUCUUCUGCAACGGCUUCACCGGAUGUGGCGGAAGGUUCCGGGGAAGAAGGCGACAACAUCCCCCAGUCCUCGGCAAGCGGCCAUUUUGUAAUUACUUCGGCUGCGGUAAUGCCGGUAAACGUUCUGAGGCUCCGACAAAAGCCGUGGCUCAGCGAGUGAUGCGGCUACCGGACGACAUCAGGAAGAGGCUGUUCUGCAACAGCUUCGACGGCUGUCGGGGCCGCAAGAGGGCGCUGUACUCCAACUGGUUGUCCAAGCUCCAGGGCAUCGCCGAUGACCUCUAGAUCCUGGAGAACACAUUAAGGUGCUGUGUUAACCACAUAUGGCGCUGAGAGAAAAGUGACGUCACCAUCUAUUACAGAAUUAUCCCCCUUCCGCCUCCGUCUUCAUCAUCCUGUCAGCAUCAUUCUAGUUUUGUAGCACAUGCCUCUUCUGUGAAUCAUAAUGACGUCACCUCAUUGAACACUGAACUGGAUGACGUCACUUUUCGGGUGAAAGGUCAUAAAGUACGUGAGGUGUUUGGCAAGAUGGAGUAACUUUAUGACCAUUGAUCAUUAUUGAUGACGUCACCAGGACACCUCUUCUGUCCGAGCAGAGGCCUUUAGGAACCGCUGGUAACAGAAAAUAGACUCACAGGAAAUAGUUUAAUAUGGAAUUAAUGGACCCCUAAUUAUCUCGCUCGUAAAAUGAGUUGAUAAGAGAAUAAAGAUGACGUCAUUAGUUACAGCAGAUUGGCUCUGGUAAGCAUAUGCUGCUUAGUGUAUUCUCCUGGUAUUCUCCUGGUAUUCUCUUGAUAAUGUUUGUGUCUGCAUCUCCCUCGAGAAGAAGGAAAGAGUGAGGGCUCCCUCCAGCAAUAAGUCUUACCUGUGAUGAAACUUGUCCUGUUCGUGUCUGAUGUUUACAUUCUAUCGAACCCAUAUCUGUUACAGCGGAAUUGCAAGGACUUAAACAAGCCCUGUUUCAUUAAUGGCGUUAAAUUACGAUAUUAGUGACGUAACUUAUAUAUCAAAUAUAAAAAAAGGAAAUAAAUGCAAUGUACAGUGUCUCGUUGUAUGAGAACGUUGAUUCACUUCAGAAUAUAUACAUAUACAUUGUAUAUAUAUAUUGUGAUGAGCAAACCGUGUAUAAAGAUGAGAAUAAAUAUCAUUCCAAAAGACAA
Haliotis rufescens (red abalone) is the source of this 1888-nucleotide messenger RNA. Its product is annotated as conoCAP-like. Lineage: Eukaryota; Metazoa; Mollusca; Gastropoda; Lepetellida; Haliotidae. The record is from RefSeq and is a predicted model, not a curated record. The coding region runs from base 222 to 1013 and encodes 263 amino acids. The transcript is spliced from 5 exons.